AUGUCUUUGUUAUACAUUGGUCAACAAGUAACAAUUUUCGGUGGAUACUCGAUGAUGAUUGCUGGUGUCUUUGGUAAUAUUAUGAAUAUAAUCAUAUUCACAACUGUUCGAACAUAUCGAACAAAUCCAGGAACAUUUUAUUUUCUUUCUGCAUCGAUUAACAAUUUGAUUUAUAUAAUAGUGAAUUUGCCAUUUCGUAUUCUAAGUGUUGGAUAUAACAUUGAUUUUACCAUUCAUUCAGCAUUUUGGUGUAAAUUAAGAAAUUAUCAAUAUGUAAUGCUCGGUCCAAUAUCGUACACUUGUAUUUGUUUGGCAACAAUUGAUCAAUAUUUUGUUUCAUCAUCAAAUCCUCGUAUUCGACAUAUGAGUAAUAUCAAAUGGUCUCAUCGAAUAUUGAUUAUUAUUGUUAUUAUUUGGUGUCUUCAUGCCAUUCCGGUUUUUCUUUAUGUAUAUAAUGUUCCACCGAAUUCAACAUGUGUAAAUGCCAAUGCAAUUUAUCGUGUUUAUAUGACAAUUUUUGGUGUUGUAUUUCUUUGUGCAAUUCCUACAGGAAUUUCUCUUCUCUUCGGAUGGUUAACUUAUCGAAAUAUUCAACAAACAAAAACUCUUGUUGAACAACAUGCUGAUCGACAAAUUGUUCGAAUGACGUUUGUUCAAGUUCUACUAAUGAUCAUAGCUGAUGUUCCUUACGCAGUUUUCUCGACUUAUCUUUCAAUUACGAAUCAAAGAUUGAAAAGUUAUGAUCAGCAAGUCAAUGAAUAUGUUCUCAUGCAAUUUGCGAUGCUUAUUUCUUAUGUUUGUUUUGUUGGAAGUUUCUAUUUGUUUUGGAUUUCAUCAAGUCGAUUUCGUCAAACAGCAAAGAAAAAAUUGUUUUGUUGCAAGAAAGAGUUGAUUGUGUAUCCAUCACAUACAUAA
Adineta ricciae is the source of this 915-nucleotide messenger RNA. The record is from the annotation of a GenBank genome assembly. NCBI's taxonomy places the organism in Eukaryota, Metazoa, Rotifera, Eurotatoria, Adinetida, Adinetidae.